Molecule: messenger RNA, 336 nt
Organism: Cooperia oncophora
Lineage: Eukaryota; Metazoa; Nematoda; Chromadorea; Rhabditida; Trichostrongylidae
Source: the annotation of a GenBank genome assembly
AUGACUGGUACACUGUCUUUUUUGAACUAUUUGAGGGUAAAGCGAAAUGGGUUCACGAACAAUUACGGCUACGGUCCCCAUGGUAUCGGUCCGAGCAAUGUCGGAGUGGACAGCUUCGGCUUCUUCAAGGACAAGUACUACAACAGCGGUCUCCCACCAUUAUACACUCAUGCCGCUUAUCGUAAUUACUACCACGAAAUUUCGUUCCACAAGAACAAGUAUGGACUGCCAGCACCAACCAACUUUGAAACUCUCCAACAAGAACGAUUUGGGCCAUAUUACAACGGCGUUUGGGGAUAUGCCGAUCACUCACCCUACUGGUACGGAAAGAAAUAA